CAUGGCGGCUACAAUGAUGGAGGACCUCCAUGAACUUUCUAGGGAGUUGGUGAGAGAUAAUUUAGACCUAGCAGAGAAUGUGGAAGCAGGACCUGCUGACCCAGAACAUGUAGCGUGUAAAGCAGAGGAAUUUAUUGAAGUUGUUGGAGUUAUUUCCGCUCUUUCCGACCAAGAUAUUGACCAUAGAGUGACUGCAAAUUUAGAAGAAGUACUCCACCGCUUCUCUGGUAACGUUACCAUGGCGCAACAGGCACAACGCACACAGGGACCAGGGCGUUUGGCGUUUGACAUACCAAGUGCAGUUCUGGAGCAUCAAGUUCUUUGUGGAUUACCAGCUUGUCAAAUUGCAGCGAUGUUCGGGGUGUCAAAGAGGACCAUCAGGAGGCGCAUGAAGCAAAGCGGUUUAAGAAAGACAGACCUCUAUUCAGCUGUGAAUGAUGAGGAGUUGGACCGUAUUGUAAGUGAAGUCCACAGAAGUCAUCCAAACACUGGCUACAAGCUAAUGCGUGGACAUCUGAAUGCAAGAGGUGUGCGUGUUCCAAUCUCAAGACUGCAAGAGUCUUUACACAGAGUCGUUGCAGAGGGAGUCUACAUGAGACGUCUAAGGCUGCGUGUAUUAAGACGACGGCAGUAUUCUGUUCCUGGCCCAAACUCUUUAUGGCAUAUAGAUGGCAACCAUAAGCUCAUCAGGUGGAGAUUUGUUGUCCAUGGUGGAGUGGAUGGAGUCAGUCGUUUAAUGGUCUACCUGACUGUGGCUGGCAAUAACAGAGCUAGUACAGUCUUACAGAGCUUUAUUGCUGCUGUUGAGCAGGGGGGGAGAAUGCAGAUGUAGCAGAAUUCAUGAUCAGGAGCAGAGGUACCGACAGGAACUCGCACAUCACAGGCAGAAGUGUCCACAAUCAGCGAAUAGAGAGAAUGUGGAGAGAUGUUUAUGAACAUGCCCUGGACCUCUUCUAUCAGAUCUUCACUUCAUUGGAAGAUCAGGGAACACUGAAUCCAGACAAUGAAGUCCAUCUUUUCGCACUGCAUCGGAUCUUCCUUCCACUAAUUCAGCAAAGCCUUGACUCUUUCAGAGAUGCUUGGAACUUUCAUGGUCUUAGAACUGAAAGGAAUCAGUCACCGCAGCAACUCUGGAGAAGAUACAGACAGCAAGGCCCUAUGGAGGAUCCUACUGAGGUUUAUGAAGACUAUGGGAUCGACUGGAACGGACCUCACAGUCUUCAUGGAGGCACUGUCUCAGUCCCCGAGGUUCAGCUGGCCUGUGAGCUCUCAGAUGAAGAGGUUGCCAUUUUGCCAGCUCCAGGAGUUUCUGUAACUGAUGCACUUAGAUCAUAUGUAGAGACUGUGCAAAUUUUAUCAAGAAUCAUAGCAGACUGAUGUCCAACCCAUGCUUUUAUUUAGCAUGUUAGAGCAAACAAGCAUAAACUGAAAAAGUUUGCUUUCCUUAAAAAAAAGCUGUUUUACUUUAAAGCUCAUAAUCACUGUUAUGAUCUCGUAAAUGGACUUUAUGUACAGCUCCACUACUUCCUAAACUUAAACACACUCCUUUACUUCCUGUCUCAUUAUUUGCCACAGAAUGAAUGACACGAAUGCUGUUCUGUUAACACUGAAAGAUAAAGAUGCAGAACUGUUUGGUUUCAGUAAAUGGAAACAAUGUUUUGAAUAAAACAAUUGUCAACUACUGCACAGUAUGUUUAAAUGUUUUCAAAGACACCAAACUUGUGUCAAUCGACCUGACAUACUGAACAGUGCAUGCAAUACCAUCUGUCUGAAAAAAACUUAAACAAGUCCAAAUCCAGUCUGUGCACUAUUUAUGGCAGAGACAAGUGCUUUCUCGAAGUCCAUGUAGGUUUUGAAAUGAGCUGGCAGCUUCAGUGUUUCAAAGCAUGUGGAAGACGUAGGAAGGGUUCCCCCAGAAAUCUCCACCUUCAGUUCAGG
Epinephelus moara (kelp grouper) is the source of this 1938-nucleotide messenger RNA. RefSeq lists its product as uncharacterized. NCBI's taxonomy places the organism in Eukaryota, Metazoa, Chordata, Actinopteri, Perciformes, Serranidae. The record is from RefSeq and is a predicted model, not a curated record. Bases 2 to 832 code for a protein of 276 amino acids. The transcript is spliced from 6 exons.